Raphanus sativus (radish) is the source of this 1486-nucleotide messenger RNA. RefSeq lists its product as uncharacterized. The record is from RefSeq and is a predicted model, not a curated record. The transcript has 2 exons. Lineage: Eukaryota; Viridiplantae; Streptophyta; Magnoliopsida; Brassicales; Brassicaceae. Bases 53 to 1327 code for a protein of 424 amino acids.
UUGCUGAUCAUCAUCCUAUCCAACUCUUACCUAACAACACUAGAGAGAAAAAAUGGGUUCAACUUCGUAUCCAUCACCAAACCUCUCCACCGUACUAGACCUAGCCCGUCCUUUCCUCCGAGGAGAGCUAGAGAACAUCUCCCCCAACCUCCCCUCCCUAAUCGCCGUCCUCAAAAGCGUCGGCGCAGGCGAGUGCUGGCACAAACACGGAAGCUUCCUAGACCACCUCAUCGACAUCUACAAGAUCCUCAAGCUCUGGAAAGCCCCCGAACCCGUCUGCCUCUGCGGCCUCUUCCACUCGGCUUACUCCAACUCCUACGUCAACCUAGCCAUCUUCCACCCUUCCACCGGCCGCGAAGUCGUCCGCGGACACGUAGGCGAGCCCGCCGAGGCCCUGAUCCAUCUCUUCUGCGUCGUCCCGAGGCAGACUCUGAUCCACGACGACCUCCUCUUCAAGUACUCCGAUAAAGAGCUCGUCGAGCAUCUUGAUCGCUCCGAGGCUUCUUUGAAGAAGGCCAAGGAGGAAGGGUGGUUCGAUGGAGAUGAAGAGUGGAGGAAGAAGGUUAACAGUUUGGUGCCUGAGAACGGCGUCGUGGUGAAGCAUAUCAAGACUGGUGAAGAGGUUGUUGUGUCGAGGAGGGUGGUUGGUGUGUUCUUGCUGAUGACGAUGGCGGAUUUUAGUGAUCAGUUAUUCGGGUUUCAGGAUGAGUUGUUUUGUAAUGAUGACGGGAGGCUUGAGUUUAGAGGGAAUAACGUGGCGGCGUUGUGGCCUGGGAGUGGGAAGCCUGGGCUGUGGAUGAACUCUAGCUCCAGGAUGGGUGCUGUUUAUAGUUUGAUUGUGAGGGAGGAAGAGAUUUUGAUGGAGCAGAGGAAGAGGGAUUCUGGGUUUGUGGUGAGGAAGGAGAGAGAUGAAGAUAUUGAGCUCGUGGUGCCUCCUGUCUUCAGCUUCUGCACCAAGGUAUUGGAUGCAAAGGAGCAGAUAGAAGCAAGGGACAUGUACUGGGAAGCUGUGAGCAGCGACGCGAGCAAAGAAGGGUACUUGGAGAGAGCAGAGGAGAAGUUGUUGGGGUGUAUUGAGAAGAACCCAUAUGUGGGAGAGCCACAUGUGCUGUUGAGUCAAGUGUAUCUGGGAAAGAAGAGAUUCGCAGAGGCAGAGAGAGAAGCGGAGAGAGGGCUUCUUCUGCUGUUGCAAUGGGGAAGUCCAUGGGACAAGAGGAUGUCAUGGGAAGGUUGGAUUGCUUGGGUUAGAGUUCUUCUCAUGAAGUCACAGGAUCAAUCUUGGCCAGAUGUUUCUUGGGGAAUCUUGAACUUGGGUCUUGUGCGCUAAAAAAAAACUAUUGCUUAUAUACCACAAUAAAAGGUAAUCGAUGCAUGUAGAUUAUCAUCAAAGUCUUGUUGGCUUUAUGAUAUAUGUAAUUCAGAAUUGCAACCGCCAAACAUAUAAUUGGUCACUGUACCAUAAGAAUAAUAUGACAGUUAUUUCCAA